Messenger RNA from Colletotrichum karsti, 2871 nucleotides. RefSeq lists its product as uncharacterized. The coding region runs from base 1 to 2871 and encodes 956 amino acids. The transcript is spliced from 2 exons. Gene Ontology annotation, molecular function: DNA-binding transcription factor activity, RNA polymerase II-specific; DNA binding; zinc ion binding. Gene Ontology annotation, cellular component: nucleus. Gene Ontology annotation, biological process: DNA-templated transcription; regulation of DNA-templated transcription. Lineage: Eukaryota; Fungi; Ascomycota; Sordariomycetes; Glomerellales; Glomerellaceae. The record is from RefSeq and is a predicted model, not a curated record.
AUGUUAUCCCAACGCGACCUGGAAGAGAAGCAGCGCCUGUGCCCCAGGCCAUGGGGCACCCUCGACCGCUUACCGAGAGAAAUUCUAUUCCACAUCAUGGGGAUGGUUUUGAACGGCAGUGUUGAGGCUGUGCAUGACCGUCUCGACGUCCCGCACGUCUACCCCAGCAUGGCUCACAUCCUCACCCGCGUGAAUAGUGCGUGGUUCGGUUGGGGCGUUCCGUUCGUCUGGGAAAAGGCCCGAACCGUCACCAUUUCAGCUAUCUAUCGCAUCGAGUCUAUCCUUUCUCCCGAGAACGCUGAUGACUCGCGGACGGUCUCUUCUGCCCAGACCACACCAAAGAGGAGAUUCCAAGAAACCUUUUCGCCAUCGGAAACCACAGCUGGACCACCCCCGCCCGCCAUAGGGGACCAUCCGGAUAGGCAACCUUUGGCCGGGUUCAGGUCCAGUCAAUCCUCUGCCGCGCCCGACGAUGAUGAGUCGAGGCCGUUCUUCACGGGCGUGACCGUUGUCCCGAGCAGUAAGAGACCCUCAAGAGCCAUGAAGCCCCCGAUGAGGUCCAGCAUAGCUUGCCAGAGGUGUAGAAAGUCCAAGAUCAAAUGCGACAACGACAACACUGGAUCGCCUUGCGAGACCUGCAUCAAGGCCGGCCACAAAUGCGAAUUUCCGGAACCCACGCCUUUACCGGCUAAGCGGGCAGAACCGCCGACCCUGCCAAAGCAAGAUAGAGAAGCAGGCCAUGACCGGAAGCGCGUCAAAAAGCUUGAGGAUUCCUUCCAGCUCGAUGCAACCGCAAAAGCCGAGGAAGUCUUGUCGAUGCCAUUCUUGUCCGGGAAAAUAUGGUACGAACUUUUCGACAUCUACAAGCUGCAUUUCGCCACCGAACUCCCGUUUCUGCAUCUUCCGACCUUGAAGAGUGUCAUACACGACAAAGAGAUCAAGAAACCAUCAGCAGAUGUCAAUUUGGUCCUGCUGGGCAUCUUAGCCCUCACAGCCAGGUUUCAGCCCGACGUGGUCAAGUAUGUCGCACACCAGAUCCACGAUAAAGUUGCCGGCCCGAAAUCUCGAGGCGCUCUUCCAAGAGCAGAUCCUUCGACUGCCUCCGAAUACUUUGCACAGUCUCUCACGGCGGCUCUGGGGCCUCUCGAGUCGGCCUUGACUUCUGCUUCCGUGGUUCGAGUGCAGGCCUUCCUGAUGCUCGGCCUGUACAAGUGGAGCCAGCCCUAUGGCGGUUUAGCAGCAUGGAUGUACGUUGGAGUAGCCAUCCGGAUGGCCCAGGGCUUGAAGUUGGGUUUUGGCGACAAGCCUCUUCGUGGGAAGAGGCCGUCUCAGCUUAACAAGCGGAUAUUGCCUGAAUCAUGGAAGGACCUGGAAAUUAGACGGCGCACAAUGUUCAGCUGUCUCAUUCUAGAUCGCUUGUUAUCCUGCGGUUCUGAGCGAGUUUCGAUGGUCCGAUCCGACGAUUUACAAAUUCAACUCCCGUGUACCGAACACGCCUUCGAUCUCGGCCGUGCUGUUUAUACAGGCUUCCUACGCCAAGUGGGAACCGAGAUGGAACGCCCGAUAGACGACAGCGUUCUCAGUCGAUUCGUACAGCUUGCCGACUUCUGGGGCGACAUCACCAAAUACAGUUUCGCCGGCGGUCGUGUUACAGAGACUCAUCCGCCCUGGAACCCGGACUCGACGUUUUACCAGCUGAACGCCAAGGUCGACGCUUUCUACGCCCACCUACCGGAGGAAUUCACAUGGUCAAGCUCAAAUUUCUGGAAACACGACAACAGCAUGUACGUUUCACUACACAUGCUUGGCGCUCUCUGCCGGAUCAUGCUACACCGAGAGUAUAUACCCUUCAUCGCCAUCAAAUGUGAAAAACCCGUGGGGCCUUUGGAUGAGCCGGUCUUUGAUCCUGCGACUGUCCCCGAAAACUUCUGGUUCAAAAGUGCAGAGCAGGUUUUCAAGGCCGGGAGGGAGAUUAUCGAUCUGAUCAAGACGUGCCGCGACAAACUCCCUCAAUCGUCUCUCGUCAUAUUUGCAAUCUGGCAGGCUGCAUUCGUCGGAAUCUACGCGCGACAUUAUCCUCAGAUGGAUACCGAGCACCACAUGGUCAGCGAGGAAGAGAUCCAAGAGCGGGCGACGGGAACGAUGCAAGACGUUACCAAAACAGGUAACACGGGCAUUGCGUUCAACGCUCUGCUGCGAGUUGCACCAUAUUUCAGCAUGGCGUCGGGCUAUGUAACAUACUUCAAGGACAUGGACCAAUAUUUCACCAAGGUGUUCAUGGAUUACUCUCAGCGAAGUGGCAGAAGAGGCGGCGAUGGAGCGCUGAGUAUUCGGUUGGGCGCUGGAGGAGGCGGGCUUGAGGAGUGGAGAGUGAAGUCAGACAGGAUCACGAACAACGGCAUCAUCAUGGACGAAGACCGGUCGAUGGGAUACGAUGCUUCCGACGGAUCGCGUGCCAGCACGCUCGAACGAAGUUCCUCGAUGGGCCCCGAAUACUCGCACCUCAGCGCCGACGGCAGGAGAGACUCACGGCAAGGGCCGUCGUCCUUCACCGCCAUCAAUACCGCUCAGUUCCAUGCCCAAGCGGCGUUGGAGGGUUAUCAACACUCGCCGACGCAGACGUUCGCACCAGUCCCCGGGCCAAUGGGAAGCGAUGGCGCCGUCAACCCCGGCCUCGGCGGCACGGAUGCCAAUAUCGAAUCGUACGUCAACCAGCAUCAGGGCCAGAGACUCGGCAUUGCGUUGGAGGAUCUAGAGGAGUUCACGGGACAGAUGGUUGCGGACCAAAACAUCGGAGACUGGGGCCCUGCAUUCUUCUCGCAGGUGGCUGGAGGCAACCCCUUGCCCCAGUUCAGCGAGGGCUAUUCCUGA